GCUUACGUUCCUCUCUGGGGAUGGAAAUAGAGUCAACGGCAAGAAUGGGCAGAUCUGGCGUCUCCAAUAGUCGCGUAGGCUACGGGGCCGCUAGAAUAUUCUCAAUGCCGUCGUGGUAAUGGUAGCAUCCUCAGUUUGGUGAAGUACAAGCCAAACCGAAACUUAGAAACGCAUCUGUUGCAUUUUAGAUGCCUUCCACCCGUCCAAAGACCCCCCAGGGCAAUGCCGCAAUGGGCUCUCAGGAUACACUCUCUUCAAAACGCGCCAGCGACAUGGAAGCGGCUACAGAGCCUACCGCAAAUUCCAAAGAAGAUCCUGGUCAUCCGGGCCAACAGUCGAACGAGGCACCUAACAAGGUGACCACCACCCUCGUGAUAGUUUCCGUGCUCCUUAGCAUGUUCCUGGUUGCUCUGGACAGAACGAUCGUGUCUACGGCCAUACCAGUCAUAUCGAAUGAAUUCAACUCCCUCAGCGACGUGGGUUGGUACGGAAGCGCCUACCUGUUGACAUGCUGCGCGUUCCAGCUGCUGUUCGGCAAGAUCUACACCUUCUUCCCCGUCAAGAUUGUCCUCCUCACCAGCAUCCUGAUCUUCGAGGCGGCGUCGGCGAUCUGCGGAGCAGCUCCCAACUCGGUGGCCUUCAUCGUGGGGCGAGCAAUCAGCGGAGUCGGCGCCGCAGGACUCUUCGCCGGAACGAUCGUCUGCACCGUCCAGGUUGUCCCGCUACACCAACGUCCAAAGAUCCAAGGCCUCUUCGGCGCCCUGUUCGGCCUUGCCUCCAUCAUCGGCCCCAUCGUCGGCGGUGCCUUCACUUCCCAUGUGACCUGGAGGUGGUGCUUCUACAUCAACCUGCCCAUCGGUGGCGUCGCCAUGGCUGUCAUUGUGCUUUUCCUCAAGCUUCCCGAUCCCGAGACAACCAAGCUGCCCCUGGCCAAGAAACUGGUGCAGCUCGAUCUCCUCGGGACCGCCAUCUUGGUCCCAGGCGUGGUAUGUCUCCUCCUGGCUCUGCAGUGGGGCGGCACAACAUAUGCUUGGAACGAUGGCCGCAUCAUAGCCCUCCUAACCCUCACCGGCGUCCUGGGCGUCAGCUACUGCCUCGUCCAAGUCUUCACCAGCACCGCCACCCUCCCCCCGCGUCUCGUCAAGCAGCGGAACGUCGUCUCCGCCUUCUGGGCAACCCUCACCAUCAACUCGGGCAUGUACAUCUUCAUCUACUUCCUCCCCAUCUGGUUCCAAGCGGUGCGGGGCGUCUCCCCCGUCGACUCGGGCAUCCGCCUGCUACCGGUCAUGCUAUCCAUGGUGGUCGGCUCCAUCCUCGCGGGCGGCCUCAACGCCAGGAUCGGCUACUACACCCCCGUCGGCAUGGUCGGCUCAUGCAUCAUGGUCGUCGGCGCGGGCCUGCUCACCACCUUUCGCGUCGACACAGACUCAGCAAAAUGGAUCGGCUACCAGGUGCUGUACGGGUUCGGCAUGGGCACCUGCUUCCAGGUGCCCAACCUCGCCGUACAGACCGCCCUGGCCCCGAAGGACGUGCCCGUCGGCUUGGCGCUGAUGUUCUUUGGCUCGCUGAUCGGCUCGACCGUCUUUGUGUCGGUCGGGGAGAACGUGCUGAGCAACCAGCUGCUCAAGCGGCUUGCGGGGCUGCCCGGGUUCGAUGACAGGCUUGUGACCUCGGGGGGCGCGACGGCCCUGCUGGACUCGAUCGCGCCCGGUGCGAGGGGGGCGGCGCUGGUGGCCUACAACGCCGCGCUGCGGGAUGUUUUUCUCGUUGGGCUGAUUGUGACGUGCUUGGCGGUGCUGGGUACGUUUACGCUGGAGUGGCUUAGCGUUAAGAAGGACAAGAAGAAGGCGGCGUCUCCUACUCCUGCUGAGCAUAGUGGAGACGCGGAGGAGAAGGAGGUGGGCGAGACCGGGAAGUGAGGCGAGCGUGGUGCACGACCGGCUGGGUAUGCGGUGACGAUGGACGAUGGAGAGAGAGAUUUUGUGGUCGGUGUUAGAAAAGGGGUUCAGACAUGUUUUGGACGAUCGCCUAGGAUAUAGAAUAGAGGGUGAGUCAUUGGA
Messenger RNA from Chaetomium strumarium, 2060 nucleotides. RefSeq names its product major facilitator superfamily domain-containing protein. Gene Ontology annotation, molecular function: transmembrane transporter activity. The transcript has 5 exons. The record is from RefSeq and is a predicted model, not a curated record. Gene Ontology annotation, biological process: transmembrane transport. Gene Ontology annotation, cellular component: plasma membrane. Lineage: Eukaryota; Fungi; Ascomycota; Sordariomycetes; Sordariales; Chaetomiaceae. The coding region runs from base 189 to 1919 and encodes 576 amino acids.